Marmota flaviventris (yellow-bellied marmot) is the source of this 1527-nucleotide messenger RNA. It is a transcript of the gene Slc30a2, whose product is annotated as solute carrier family 30 member 2. The record is from RefSeq and is a predicted model, not a curated record. Gene Ontology annotation, cellular component: plasma membrane. Gene Ontology annotation, molecular function: zinc ion transmembrane transporter activity. NCBI's taxonomy places the organism in Eukaryota, Metazoa, Chordata, Mammalia, Rodentia, Sciuridae. Gene Ontology annotation, biological process: zinc ion transmembrane transport; response to zinc ion.
AUGGACACCGUGGAGAAGCAGCACCUGUUGGAGUGCAGGCGCGGAAUCCAGUCAUACAUAGGAUCUCUGUGGCGGGAGGGGAGUGGAUGGAUCUCUCUCCCAGAGCCUGGCCUGAACUUUCAGACUGUUGACCUCGUGGCUGGGAGCAACCAUUACUGCCAUGCUCAGAAGGGUCCUGACAGUCACUGUGACCCCAAGAAGGAGAAGGCCCGGUGCCAGCUCUACGUGGCCUCUGCCAUCUGCUUGGUGUUCAUGAUUGGAGAAGUCAUUGGGGGAUACCUGGCGCAUAGCCUGGCCAUCAUGACAGAUGCAGCUCACCUGCUCACUGACUUUGCCAGCAUGCUCAUCAGCCUCUUUUCUCUAUGGAUGUCCUCCCGACCAGCCACCAAGACCAUGAACUUCGGCUGGCAGCGAGCUGAAAUCCUGGGAGCCCUGGUCUCUGUGCUGUCCAUCUGGGUCGUGACUGGGGUGCUGGUGUACCUGGCUGUGGAGCGACUCAUCUCUGGGAACUACGAGAUCGAAGGGGGGACCAUGCUGAUCACGUCGGGCUGUGCUGUGGCUGUGAACAUCAUAAUGGGGUUGACCCUUCACCAGUCUGGCCACGGGCACAGUCACAGCCAUGGACACAGCCAUGAAGACACCAGCCAGCAGCAAGAGAACCCCAGUGUCCGAGCUGCCUUCAUCCAUGUGAUUGGGGACUUUUUGCAGAGCUUGGGCGUCCUGGUUGCAGCUUUUAUUCUAUAUUUCAAGCCAGAAUACAAAUAUGUGGACCCCAUCUGUACCUUCCUCUUCUCCCUCCUGGUCCUGGGAACGACCUUGACCAUCCUGAGAGAUGUGAUCCUGGUGCUGAUGGAAGGGACUCCCAAGGGUGUGGACUUCACGGCUGUACGUGACCUGCUGCUAUCGGUGGAGGGGGUAGAAGCCCUGCACAGCCUGCAUAUCUGGGCACUGACCGUGACCCAGCCCGUGCUGUCUGUUCACAUUGCCAUUGCUCAGAACGCAGACGCCCAGGCGGUUCUGAAGGCAGCCAGCACCUGUCUCCAGGGGAAAUUCAACUUCCACACCAUGACCAUUCAGAUCGAGGACUACUCUGAGGACAUGAAGGACUGUCAGGCGUGCCAAGGCCCCUCGGAUUGACUGCCUAGCCAGGCACCAGCUGAAGUGUGGCCAGGACUUGCAGGUGGCUGGACCGAAUGUCCCACAGCCUCCACCAGGACUCUGCCUACCCACUGUGUUAGGAACCAGGUUUAUAAUGCCUCUUUCUGCUCCGGGUUCAGCAUGGAGCCCUGCCUACCGCAGCGGUGGGCCUCUUCCUGGCCUCCCCUGUUUACAACAGCCAGCACCUGGGUGGGGACUCAGCAGAUGUAAAGCCAGUUUAACCAGGCUCCGGAUCCCCAGGGUCAGCUCCGGAGGGCUGUGUUCUUCAGAGCUGACACCCAUAGUGGGGAGGCAUUGAGGUACAGCCUGGAACAGCAAAGGGGAGACUGGCCUCAAGGUGUCCUCACUGACCUGCAUCUCCCACCUGCA